Fusarium venenatum is the source of this 2874-nucleotide messenger RNA. RefSeq lists its product as uncharacterized. The record is from RefSeq and is a predicted model, not a curated record. Lineage: Eukaryota; Fungi; Ascomycota; Sordariomycetes; Hypocreales; Nectriaceae.
AUGGAACGGCUAAGCUCGCUUGCCGAAGAAUUCAGAUCCUCACUCAAAGAACAUCAUGAAGAACAAUUCGAAAACACCACAAAAGAAGACAUGCAAAGAGAAAUCCAUGACGUUCAAGCCCUACGAGAUGUGACAAAUAAUAUGAUCAACAUGAAUCGAUUGCGAAUGUUCCUCAACGGGAUGGAAGAACUCGAGGAAGUCUUAAUGUUUCUGGAAUUUCCUGGUGCGAGAAGCGCUAUGUCAAACAUUUGGGGCGCAGUCAAGUUCUUACUCAAGACGACGAACACUACUGACAGGGCAUUUGAUGGAGUACUCGAGGUAUACGGGCUUCUAGGAGCUCAAUUGAUGCCCCUGACACGCCACAGAGAGCUGUUCAGGAGAUAUCCAGGUGCCAUCGAAUGCUUAGUCAAUAUUUAUGAUGAUAUUCAAAGCUUUCAUUCCCUGGCUUAUAAGCUCUUCUCCCUCACCGCGAAGCUAUGGCAACGCCUUCAAAAGCCCAUCUGGGAGGAUUCAGCCCGAAUCUUCAAGAGGAUCUCCGAGUCCCUCAACACUACUGCCAAAAUCACCAAAUCACAAAGCAAUCUUGCACAAAAUAUGCAAGGGGAUUAUGCUGAAAUUUCUUCUGCAUUGGAACGAUAUUCCUAUGCCUGGAAACAAGACUGGAGAACCUUCGAGGCCGACGAAAGUAAGCAAAAACACGAGCAGAGGCACGAAGUCAUAACGUGGAUAUCAGCCUCGGGAAAGAUGCCACGGCUACAACAAACGUUCCGAGAAAUGGCCAUCUGCCCGAAGAGUGGCCGUUGGCUCUUCAGAAAGUACAGCGCUGUGUCGGAUUGGAUGGGAGAAGAUGACCCUCCAGAUUCAGCGCUCUGGGUGCAUGAAAAGGUUGGAUACGGAAAGUCGGUCCUGGCAUCGCUUGUGGUCCAGGAACUGCAAGACCCGGAAACACACUUUUCAAUCCCACACGACAGUAAAACCUGCUAUUUCUAUUGUCAAGAAGACGACAACGAACACAGGACGUAUCUAGACGUUCUCAAAGGCAUACUUUUACAGAUGGUCGAGGCUGACGACUACAUUCUCCCACUUUGCAAUCAAGAGAAGAAUACUAGCGGAGGCGCCAACCUUCUUGACCCAGAGGUUGCAAAAAAGCUUAUCAAGACAUUCAUCGAGUACAGUCCCAGACAGUACAUUGUUAUUGACGGACUAGAUGAGUGCGACGGCGCUGAGAUCCAUCAAACAGCCAAAUUCUUCAAAGAUCUAGUUUCUGUUUAUGAUACCCAAGUGCGACUGGGUCAUUUGAGGGUCAUGUUCAUUGGAAGGGAGACGUCAGAUACGAGGAAGUUCAUAUCUGGGGAUGAUUGUGCUGAUGUCCCGCUAAAGCCGGAAGACAACCAUGAAGAUAUUAGAGCAUUUGUGCAGAAACGAAUACCCGAGUUCUCUAGUUCGGAGUAUAGUCAGGGCUUCAGUUUGUCCGAAGCUGAUAAGGAUGACGUCGAGAGGAUUGUUUGCCAUCAGAGUCAAGACUCAUUUCUCUACGCCCACCUCGCUAUAGAGUUCCUCUUACAGCAAGAUACCAAAGGGGACUUGUUGACCCUACUGAGACAAGGCAUUCUUCCUACCGAACUUGGUGCUAUGUACGAGAAGUUACUUGAGGCAGUCAAAAUCAGACUACAGUCCAAACGUGGAGGAGAGGCACAAUGGCAGAGAUCAAAAUCCAUGUUCGGAUGGCUCGUCUGCGCAAAGAGACCACUCAGGUGGCAUGAAAUGCAAGCCAUCCUAUCUUUCGAUGAACGAGAACUCAAGAUCGAUUUCGAAAAUAAGAUGAUGAGACAAGAUGUUGAAAAGUAUCUUGGAUCCAUCAUCCACGUUCUGGAUGGUGAUAAUAUCCGUCUAAUUCACUCAAGUGCAAGACACCACAUCAUUGAGAAUAAGUAUAUCCAAGAGAACCUGGUUCAAUGUCAGCUUGCGACUACAUGUUUACAAUAUCUUACUCUGUCUUGUUUCGGAAACGAUUAUAUGUCAACGAAACGCAGUGAGCAUGCUCAAGGCGGCUGGUUCGCUUUCCAGGACUACGCCUGCUCCCAAUGGCUGUAUCAUAUCGACACAAUCAUCAAAGACUGUAGUGACCUCUUCCUGCAGCCCUGUCAAGUCACAGCAGACUUUGUCUUGGCUUUACAGCACUUUGUCAAAGCCCACCGAUCAGAAAUCGCUACAACCGAACAUGUUGACUUGGAAGAAGACGUCAUUUCCAAGUUUCAAAACUUCCAUUUCUAUGGAGAUCUCCGAUUGCUCUGGAAUCAUAUUUACACCCAUCAGCGCGGUGACUACGCAACACGAAACACGAUUGGUAUUGCUCGGAUUGAAACUGGUCUCAAGGAUAACAGAACUGAACUCGAGAGAUUCCUUCCAGACCAAAGAGUAGGCGAUGAAGAUACUGUGAAGCAAUACUACGGUGGCAACCUUUUCAAAUGUCGUCGGACAUUAUGUCGUUUCUUCUACAUCGGCUACGACAAGAAAACUGCUCGAGACACACACGAGAAGCGCCAUGAGAGACCCUUCCAGUGUCCAAUAUCCUGUAGCUCAGCGCCUCUGGGUUUCGUCAGCAACAAGGACCGCGACAGACAUAUCAACAUCUACCACCCAAGCCUUAGCGAAGGUGGUUCCCACUUUGAAGUUUUGAGUAGAAGACAAGUCCCAGGGAAGUUUACCUGCAAUAUCUGCAGCAAGAGUUUUACGAGAAACAUCAAUCUCAAGAGUCAUGAAAGAAGUCAUUUUGGGGAUAGGCCUUUUGCUUGUUCGACUUGUGGGAGGGCGUUUGCUAGGGUCAAUGAUUGUCGGAGACAUGAGAAGAUUCAUGCGAGGAAAGGCUAUUAA